CUGCAUUCACCGUAACUCUGACUCUCCUUGGUGGGUGUCUGGGUGAAGGUUCACUGCGGUGACUCUGUAGCUAACACAGCUUUGCACAAAACCAGUUAGAUAGCUACAAUGUCCGGCCGUGUUCUCGUUGGAGUUAAGCGUGUCAUUGACUACGCAGUCAAGAUUCGCGUGAAGCCGGACCACAGCGGCGUGGUGACGGAUGGCGUGAAGCACUCGAUGAACCCCUUCUGUGAGAUCGCUGUGGAGGAGGCGGUCAAGCUGAAGGAGAAGAAGCUAAUUAAGGAGGUGGUGGCUGUCAGCUGUGGGCCACAGCAAGUACAGGAGACCAUCCGUACUGCCCUUGCCAUGGGGGCUGACCGUGGCAUCCACGUGGAAGUGUCUGGGAAAGACUACGACAACAUGGGACCCCUGCAGGUCUCCAAGAUCAUGGCUGCUCUGGCCAAGAAGGAGGAGGCUCAGCUUGUUAUCCUUGGCAAACAGGCCAUUGAUGAUGACUGCAACCAGACUGGCCAGAUGACAGCAGCCCUACUGGACUGGCCUCAGGGCACGUUUGCAUCUGAGGUAACACUGGAAGGAGACAAGGUGAAAGUGGUGAGGGAGAUUGACGGUGGCCUGGAGACCAUUAAGAUCAACACGCCAGCAGUGGUGACAGCAGACCUUCGACUAAACACCCCCAGAUAUGCCACCCUGCCUAAUAUUAUGAAAGCAAAGAAGAAGAAGAUUGCUAACGUGAAGCCUGCAGACCUGGGGGUGGACAUGGCUUCACGGGUGGAGGUGCUGAGAGUGGACGAGCCCCCACAGAGACAGGCAGGGAUGAAGGUGGAGACGGUGGAGGAUUUGGUGGGCAAACUGAAGGAGGCAGGGAGGAUAUAGAGGCUCCGGGAGCCUGAGCAGGGGAGCGCAGAGCUUAGCAGAGAGGACUCUACACUGAACAACUGGACUGUGUUAUGUAAGCAGACCUGGAGGAGAAGCUUAUGUAUCAUCUAAUCCCUCUGUUUGGGGCUGUGACUCCUGUGGUUAUGCAGUGAAAGAAUUUACCGGAGAGAAGGAGUACUGAGAAACACUUCCCUGCAGCAGCCCCGAUCAGCCUCAAAGAGAGAUUGUCCGGUCUUUCAUGUGCAUUUUAAUUUACAUGGGUGGUACAUCUGUAUUCUAGGCUACUAAUCUGUCCGUGAGUGUAGACGGCUCAGAAUGGCAUGUCUGCACUCUUAAAUGCAAUACUUUAAAGCCAACACCUUUCAUUUAUUCAUUGCUGCUGUUUGUAUGUCACUGUACAUUAUGCCACAAGUACAUCACAUUUUAACAACAGUUGAAAUGACUGGUGCGGUUUCACCAUAUACAUUUUUAAUCCUACAUAUUAAGAGGUGCAGUUUGUAUAAAAGAUGUGUAAAUAAAGACCCAACGCAAAUAUCAGCAGCGUGUCUGCUGACUUGGUUGUAUAAAGUUCAUGUAAUUAUAGCUCGGUUUCAGGUCUGCCUGGACAGUGUCUCUCAGUAUGAGCAAGGGAAAGUUCAUACCAUAAGCGCCUCAGUUCUGUGUUGAUUGUACAGGACCCUACCACGACAAUAAAGCAAACAGUCUUUUUCAUAUCAAAUUCA
Molecule: messenger RNA, 1598 nt
Organism: Myripristis murdjan (pinecone soldierfish)
Lineage: Eukaryota; Metazoa; Chordata; Actinopteri; Holocentriformes; Holocentridae
Gene: etfb
Product: electron transfer flavoprotein subunit beta
Exons: 7
Coding region: 109-873 (254 amino acids)
Biological process (GO): amino acid catabolic process; fatty acid beta-oxidation using acyl-CoA dehydrogenase
Cellular component (GO): mitochondrion
Molecular function (GO): electron transfer activity
Source: RefSeq, a predicted model, not a curated record